Mercenaria mercenaria is the source of this 1707-nucleotide messenger RNA. RefSeq lists its product as uncharacterized. The record is from RefSeq and is a predicted model, not a curated record. Gene Ontology annotation, biological process: carbohydrate biosynthetic process. The transcript is spliced from 4 exons. Gene Ontology annotation, cellular component: membrane. Gene Ontology annotation, molecular function: sulfotransferase activity. The coding region runs from base 130 to 1419 and encodes 429 amino acids. Lineage: Eukaryota; Metazoa; Mollusca; Bivalvia; Venerida; Veneridae.
GUAAUUAUUUCGUGAAAAUCGUGCGUACAUGCGAAAUAUAACGCUCCCCGUAUUGUCAUUCGGGCGAUAUUAUAAAUUUUCAAUAGGAUAUUUUUGCAUUCCGGACUGGACGUUACUACAAAUAUCGUCAUGGUUAGUUAUCGCUUUCUACGAUUUCCGAGGCGCAGCUACAGAUGGUUCAAGGAAAAGCAGAGAGAUUGUAUUGUUUUAUGCGGAAUUUCAGCGGCAAUAUACGUCUUUCUUCUAUUAAAUCAAGAGGUGAAGAUUUCAUACCUUAAAGGAUACAACGGACGAAAACCUAUUUACUACCUUAAUGUGGCCAACUUCAACAACAACAACAAUAGAUGGAAGACACCAGGAUUCCUUGGUGCAUCAUAUCAAAGGCUGUAUGAUCUUGCUACCAGCGUUAGAAAUAAAUGUGGCCACACCAGCAGUAAGACACGGGCUGUGAAAGUAGAGACUUAUUCAAGUAAAAGCGAAAAGGUGAAACUAUGCGCCGUGUGGAAAGUGGGCACAACAUUUUUCAAACGGUUGUUCAUGAUUAAUACUUUGCCAGAAUACAAAGAUAUUGUCAAUCCUUUCAAUAUAAGUUUUCAUGUCAUGUACGGCAGUAAACAAUUAGUGGUACCGAAUUCUGAUGAUGUUCAGAGAUUCCUGUUUGUACGCGACCCGUACCAUCGUCUACUAUCUGGAUAUAUAGAUAAACUCUUAGCACCGAAUCCAGUCUACUGGAAAAUAUUGGGAGUGCCCGCGAUUCGGUUUGCAAGAGAAAAACCGGAUAACAAGAGCUUAUCAUGUGGUCAUGAUCUAACAUUUCGCGAAUAUGUAAAAUAUGUUGCUGCCUCAAUGACCUCACGUAAAAAGGUAAAUCGUGACAUGCAUUUUGACAGCUUCACUGCAUUGUGCAAACCGUGUCAGAUAAGUUAUGAUUUUGUCGGCAAAUUGGAAAAUAUCAAAACCGAUGCAGUAGCAUUAAUGAAAUCUUUGAAUUUAAGUAGCACAAUUGAAUUCCUAGCCCACCAUGGGAGCGAACUUGUCACGGACGACGCUAUCAGAGAUACGACAUACCAACCAUUUGAUCCAGAAUUUGUACCUCUCGUAAAGAAAUGUUUGAAUAGAAUGGAAGUAUUCCAGAGAUCUUGGUCGAAGUUAAAAAUGCGCGGCCUUAUUGGCAACUAUAAUCUGACGAUUGACUUUAGUACUGGAGGCAAUUUAACAUAUAGCGACUUUCUAGAUAUGGCGCGAAAUGCUUACCGGAAGUCAACGGCAGAAGAACGGAAGGAGCUGCAACAUAGCUCGUUUUUGAACAUGUUUUCUACUGUUGAUAAAGAUGAUAUGGAAACUAUUUCAAAAGCAUAUGCUGAGGAUUUUAUAUUAUUUGAUUAUGAGGCAAGACCUACUGAAUUAUUUAAGAUAUAAAUGUACCAUUUUCUAUAGAGUGAUGGAAUAAACAGAAGUAACUCAUAGUCAUUCAAACCAAUAAAAAAACUUCAUCAAACUGAAUGAGAGAAAAAAAGGUUUUUAAAACGCGUUACUAUUUAAAAAUAUCUUUCAAUAACUAUAUGUGUGGUUAAUCAUUUUCUCAAAACAUCGGACUUUUGAUAAACAAAUGCAAGCAAAGAGUUAUUCUUCAUCAUCAUCAUUAUUAUUAUUAUUGCUGUUAUUACUGAUGUUGUUUAUAUUAUUAUUAUCAUUAGCAUUACUGUU